GAAAAAAGCGCGUGCAUUUUCCUUCUGCUUAGUUCAGUGGAAUUUCUUUUAUGUGAAACACAAAUUUAAGCAUAGUUUUACGAUUUUUGUUUCUUUAUUUAAUUACUAAAAAUAAGUGCAUAUUAACAAAAAUAUUUGUUUAUAAACAAAAGUGAAAAGUUAUUCGUCGAUUUCCGAAUUAGUUUUAACCUUGAAUUGUACUGAAUACCAAUUUCGCAAAAAAUUGAAAGGGGUGAUUACAACAACAACAACAACAACGUUAACUUGUACACGCGAACUCAAAAGAAGGAAAACUUCCGUUCUUUACCUCGACGUGUGGGAAAGUUUUGUUAGGUUAGGACUAGAUUUGUACAAAAAGAUAAAGUUGUGGCAUUAAAUGCCGCCCAACAACGUAGAGCCAGUUGAGCAUCAACAAAGUGAUGCGGAAAUGCGUGAUGCAGAAGAAAUUCAGCCAACAACCUCGACAGCGCUUGCAACAGGGUCUACGACGCAAAAUCAGGAUGCGAAUAGCAGUGAAGUUGCCAGUGAUACACAUGAUGAGCGAGCACCAGCAGAACCAAAUGCAGACGCAGAUACGGAGAUGAACGCUGCUGAGGAGAAUGAAGCUAAUGGCCCUAACGAAGCUAAUGGGAAUGCAGCAGAGGCAGCCGAAAAUGAAGAAGCUGGAGCUGGCGCAGCUGCUGAGGCCGAUCCAUUUUAUGGUUUCGAAGAUGAAGAACCAAAUUUCGAUAGCAAAGAUAUGUCGCAAGUGCUGCAAAUUUGGGAAGCACAACAUACACGUUCCGGAUUCGAUCCAGUGCCAGUGUUGAAAAGAUUGGCCGAAAUCUUCGAAAAGGAAAAAGAAAUUUAUAUGCGUAAAGAUCACGAUCCAUUUGAGGAUCGACAUCCCUAUCGUACGGAUCCCAAGUGCCAAUUUGGUGUACUACUGAAGCAGCUCUUCCGCAAAGAUGUGUUCGUUAGUAAGCUUGUAAGCGACUAUCUGCGUGAUAAUUUCUUUACACGCCAAAAUAUACAAAAAAGUUCCUUAGAACUCAAUAUACUAUCAUGUCGCCUAAUAUUUAUAAUUGCGCCUGGUUUGGAGACAUCCGCCGUAUUCCAAGGCGAAUUCGAGCAUCUGAUUCAUAGAAUUUUCGGUUGGGCCGAAGAUAGUAUUGAGCCGUUACAAAGUUAUGCCACCGGUCUGCUAGGUGCAGCUAUGGAGGUAACCGAAAUAGCAGUGUCAUUCAAGGAACACAAUAUUCGCCUCAUACCCAAAACGCUGAAGCGUCUACAUAUGUUACAAGCGAUCUACUACUCUGGCAAUGAAUGUAGCCUUUCUACGCUUACACUACCACCAUCCGAUUCCAGCUUAGAAGAUAAUAUUUCAUUUGAAAAACUACUGCCACCUUGGAGCAAUAACGACUCUGCUUUUGUGUCGUCGCCCCAAUCAGAGAACGAUGCCAAGGCAUCAACAUCGCAAGCUUCAAAAAGUACAUUAUUGGACACAAAUUGUUCGAAUUCGAACAUGUCGACUUUGCUGGAGAACAGUCGUGAUGCCUUCCCACAAGGCAGUGGCUCGCGUUACUACAAAAAAAUGUACAUACCCCUGCAUCCGCCCACCGUCGAAUCGAGCCAAAUGCUAAUGUUACGGUACUUAACAUCACUCGGCAACCAUCAAGACUAUUUAGGUUUGGUUUUCGAACAUCGUGCUAUGCAUUUAGUGUUCGGCUAUUUGGAGGAAUUGGACAGGCGUGACACAUGUCUGGCAUUUGAGGCGCUAAAAUAUCUAGCUUCUUUGCUUUGCCAUAAAAAAUUCGCUCUGGAAUUCAUCGCGCACGGCGGACUGGAGUUGCUGCUUAAAGUGCCGCGUCCUAGCAUUGCAGCUACCGGCGUUUCAAUAAAUCUCUACUACCUCGCCUACUGCGAAGAGGCCAUGGAGCGCAUGUGCAGCAUGCCACGAACUGUGAUAGCCGAAUUAGUGCACUAUGCGCUGUGGCUAAUGGAACGCUCUUAUGAUUCGGGCGUCUGCCAUGCGACCAUGUUCUUUGGCCUCAGUUUUCAAUUCAAAGUCAUUUUGGACGAAUUCGAUGCGCAGGAUGGCCUGAGGAAACUCUACAAUGUGAUUUCGAUACUUAAAAUUUUGAAUCCGUCAAACAACGAUGAUGAUGAGAACCCUAUCAAUGAUGAUUUGGAGUGUGCUUCACGUCAACUCGUGCGCCAUGUGUGCGUGGCACUCAAACGCUACAUGGAGAGUCAUCUCUUCUACAAGUACAACAACUUCAUGCGUUCGCAAUGCCUGUUUUCCAACGAGUUCUCGCAGCAUAAUGUCACCAAAGCGGCCAAACUGACCCUGGAGCAGAUCAGCGAACAGGUGCGCACCUUACAGGAGAACACAUCGGUGCGCGCACAUUGGGCGCCCGUGGACAAGCUACUGAAAGUGAGCGGCAUAACGCUGCUGCUGAAAAUCAUAGCGCUCUCAUACGACUGGAACAACAGCGUCAGAUCCGAAAUAGUGCGCUCCUCGUUGGAUGUGCUGUCCAUUUGCUGCGUCAUACCGCGCGUAUUCCAGGUCUACUGCGAGCGCUUGGAUGUGCCCGAUAGCGCCGGUGCCUCCGGUAUUUACUUCAUAUUGGCUGCUGCUUCGGGCGAUAUCACUGCAGACGCGGAUGUGCAAAAAUCAGCUUUGGCCGUCUUGGUCCAUUGCGUCUGCGCACCACUUUCAAGGAAGGAACCAAAUACCGCCAUGAAAAUGUUCCACUCAUCAGCCAAGAAAGAGCCAACUAGCGCCGGGAAAGGGCUAAAUUCGUCCAAGCGCAACAGACCAGCAAACCGCUACUGCGAAGAGCUAAUCGAAAAGGUUUGGGAGUCGGUGUGCUCCAAUAACGGCAUUAUUAUAUUACUCUCGUUGAUGCAAAUCAAGGCGCCCAUCACCGAUGCGGACUGCAUUCGCGGCAUGGCCUGUCGCGCUUUGGCCGGCCUGGCACGCUCCGAGCGCGUGGGCCAAAUCGUCGGAAAACUAACACUCUUUUCAAACGGUCAGAUACAGACGCUGAUGCGCGAUCCCAUACUGCAGGAGAAACGCGCCGAGCAUGUCUUAUUUCAGAAGUACGCAAUCGAGCUGGUCGAACGCGUCUCGGGCAAAACAAAACCCAUCUCCAACAAAAUGGAUCCCUCACUCGCCAACAUACACAAAGCCAAUGUGAUUGCGCAAACGAAAAUCCAGUAUAACGAGCAACAGCUCUACCAGCUGAUACACGACCAUCUGGAAUCGAAGGGUCUGCUGCAGACGGCGCAAAUGCUGCAGAAGGAGGCUGGCCUACCGCAAGUCUCGGCCAACACGACGAAGAGCUUCCACCAAUCGCCGUUCGACUACAAAGUGUUGCCUUCAUCAACGGUACGCCAGCGUUUGCGCAGCCGCAUGCAAGACGUCAACAAUGCCAUACAGAGCUUAGCGAAUUCAUCCACCAGCGACCAACAGCAACUGAACAGCAGCCUGACGCUGGACGAGCUGCCGAGCAGCAACAGCGCGGUAACGCCAAUUAAAUUGGUGAAAAAGUCGGAGAAGAUCAACACCAGCGCCAACAGCGCCAGCGCUUUGGCCAUUGCGAAUGCGAAUGCGCAGCGCUCGUUGCAAAAGCAAAUCACCUCACUGCCAGAGGAUGUACGUUCGGAGAGUGGUUCGCCGCCGCCGCAGCACGGCAACCAGACGGGCAUCACGCUGGGCACCAUCGUCACCGAGUAUCUCACGAAUCAGCAUGCUUUGUGCAACAACCCGAUGACCACAUGUCCACAAUUCGACCUAUUCACGCCACACAAGUGCCCGGACCCCAAGCCCAAUCGCUCGGGCGAUAAUCUGAAUUUAACAGCGCGCAUCUUCAAAGCGCAAGCCGGUUACAACACAGCACGCCUGGAUCGACGCUAUGUGCAUUCGAACUUUGCGCCGUGGCGUUCGGUGCGCUCCAAUGACUUCCCCUCGCUGCAGUUCUCCACGUGUGAGAUUGUGUCGCCCUCCAAACUGCUGCUCGUCGGUACGCACCGGGGCGAAGUGAAGGCAUUCAAUCUCUCCACCGGCACAGAGGUCUUCUCGUCCACCUGCCACGGUUAUGUGGUCGAUUCCAUCAUUUCGAACCGCGCUGGCGACCUGGUGCUGACCUCGUGCUCUUGGCGUUCGCCGCUCAGCGUGCUCUGGUCUAUACAACAUAACGAGUUCGCGACGAAGCUCAGCUUUGGCGACGACUACUAUUGCGAAUUCAACAACCUGACGCAGGACAAAGUGCUUGGCACGCAAAAUGACUGCGCCAUCAUUUACGACAUAAAUACGGGAAAUAAGAUUUCCACCUUCACACCAACGCUCAGCAACCAGUAUGUGAAGAACCGUGCAACCUUCUGUCCCACCGACGAGCUCAUUCUGUCAGAUGGCGUGUUGUGGGAUGUGCGUUCCGGCAAGGAGAUACACAAGUUCGACAAGCUCAAUCAAUGUCUUUCCGGCGUAUUCCACCCGAAUGGUUUGGAGAUUAUUUCAAACACCGAAGUGUGGGACCUGCGUACAUUCCAUCUGCUGCAGACGGUGCCGGUGCUGGACCAGUGUUUCCUGAAAUUCUCGCCCAUGCGUGUCAUCUACAGUUACAACGCAGAAGCGUCCGAUGAGCGCAUCGAUGCAAUGCUGGAGGAAUUGCCCGCCUGUGAGACUAGCUUUAAGGUUCUGGACGCGUACGACUACUCUUCGAUAUCGACGAUAGACGUGCGGCGCGGCAUCUACGACAUGAGCAUAAGCGAUAAUGGCAGUCUGAUUGCGCUGGUGGAGAACCAGCCGGCGUUCGACUCGCGGCCGGAGACGUUCGUGAAGAUCUAUGCUGUGGGCAUGAAGAAGAUCGAGAAUCAAGAUGAGGAAGAUGAUGAAGAGCCUGAGUCUGAUGAGGACGGUUCGGACAGCGAUUCAACAGACAUUUUUGAUAUGAGCGAAGGUCAGCUUCGUUUUCGGCGACGCAAUCGUUCGGACGGCGAUGACGACGACGACGACGAAGAUAUGGACAGCGAUGAUGACAGCGACAACAACGACGGUGAUGACGACGACAAUGAUGGUUGGGUAGAUGUCAACUCACAUUCGUCCAUGAGCGAUGACAACGACGACGGCGAUGACAAUGAGCAAGCUCAGCGCGAAUCGUCCUCGUCCGAUGAUGAGAUUAUGGAAAUACAUUUUCGGCCUUUCUAGAAACUGUCCCACACGUCGCUGUCCUUUGCUCUAGGAGUAUACUAAACAAAAAUGCUCGCGAAACCAAUGCAAAAAUGCAUGCAAACUUUCCACGAUCUGUUGAUGCGCCUAAACGCCUAACGUUUGAAGCAAAAGUGAAGCAGUUCUAAUCUUAAUUUUGUUCUGGAAACAAUAGUGAUUUAUUUAUAAUUACAACUACAACAACAGAUGCUAGAAAAUCAACCACAAUUGAAAGAGCAAAGCAGAAUUUUUGUUAAUCCACUUGUACUAUAAGUUUUCACUCCAUCAGUUGCCGUGUAAAGUAGUUAGCCUCAUCGAAAUACAGAAACAAAGCAAAGCGAAACACAAAUGCAUAACGCCGCGCCGAAUAGUAAAUUGGAAAUGCAAAAAUUUUAGUUCAAAUUUUUCCAUAUCUAAAAGAUUAUAUUUUUUAUAGUUGUAAAGUACCGAAGCGCGCACCAAUUCUUGUAUUUAAUUAUUCUUAGAAAGCAAUUAA
Bactrocera tryoni is the source of this 5687-nucleotide messenger RNA. RefSeq names its product protein mahjong (gene mahj). The transcript is spliced from 13 exons. Lineage: Eukaryota; Metazoa; Arthropoda; Insecta; Diptera; Tephritidae. Gene Ontology annotation, molecular function: protein binding. Gene Ontology annotation, cellular component: Cul4-RING E3 ubiquitin ligase complex; nucleus. Bases 377 to 5191 code for a protein of 1604 amino acids. The record is from RefSeq and is a predicted model, not a curated record. Gene Ontology annotation, biological process: protein ubiquitination.